Molecule: messenger RNA, 1511 nt
Organism: Macroventuria anomochaeta
Lineage: Eukaryota; Fungi; Ascomycota; Dothideomycetes; Pleosporales; Didymellaceae
Exons: 1
Coding region: 280-1308 (342 amino acids)
Source: RefSeq, a predicted model, not a curated record
CUAGCUUCGAAACCCAGAUGGCGCUUCACGCUGACUCGAAUGCGUUCCACAUCAUGGUCGAUGCAUGCGAAUAGCCUCCUAUUUCGCGAAACGGGAUCCUUUCCGCAAUUGACCCCUGCACCAAUGACCCUUCCUUAGUUCUUCAGCCCUGCUUGUUGCUCUUUCCUUGCGUCUUUUCUGUCGGGGAAUAUUAAUAUACCUAAUAUCAGUGUUGAAGCAUUUUCUUCCAAAGCACAUUAAGCAUUUACUGUCGCUAGGCCUCUACAUCUCGACUAAGCCAUGACAUCAACCACCGUCGUCAAUAAAAAGCUGUCCCUCCUCUCCAUCGGAUCCCCAACCGAUCUCUACAGACAUCGGCAAUCGCAACUCUACCGCGACUUGGAACUUCUUCUCGACCUGACCCCCAGUACAUUCAGUUCGCACCUCCUCUCCCUCCCAAAAGAACUUCGACAACACAUCUUUACCUACCUCGUACCUUCAACAACCAAUGUCCGACCAAAACUCCACACCUGCCUCUGGGGCGCGGACAUGAUCGCCGGCGAACCCUGGCGGCACUCCACCUUCGGCUACGGCACCAACGUCCCUAAGAAACUGCGCCUGCGCCCGGAACUGCUGCUCAUCAAUAAAAGACUACGCGACGAAGUCCUCAAACUGUACUGGGACCGCAGCAAACUUACCCUGCAUGCCGAACUCCGCAAUACGAAAUUCCAAAACGAGCUCUUCGACUACUCGCCGCACAUCCUUAGACUCCCACUCCUGGCCUCUGUAACGCACGUCAGGUUUUAUGUAGAGUGGAACUACACGCUCACUAAGGCUGCGAGCAAGGCUACGAGACUUGAGGAUUAUGUGAGGAUGACGGAUGAUUUUUGUAAAGCCAUGGAUGAGAUUCUCAGGGGGAUAGGAAGGGUUGAGGGCGUGGAGUUGAGUGUGCUGUUUUUCUGGAAGUAUAGGAGUGGGAAGCUGUAUCAGCUUACGAUGGCGGAUCUUUUUGAUGUCGAGGAUGUGCUGAAGAAAUAUGCGGAGCCGAGAUGGUUAUCCCUCCUGCAAAAGUCGCAGGCCCGCAACAAACAAAAAACAUCCACGGAUCCAGCGAUCUCGAGUCCGGGGCUCGACGCAAGUGCAGGCGUGGGGUACAAGUUGAGCAGCGAGAAGAAGGGUUUGGAGCAGAGCGGCGGGAUGGAAAUUUUUGUGUCAAGGGAUUUGGAGGAGUGCAUGGGGCGGAAGAGGAGGGAGGUGGAUUUCUAUGGGAAUUUUGCGGUGAACGAGACGCUGCCGCAGCCGGGGUAUGAGGCUGGUAAUAUGAUAUAGCAAACGAAGGAUAGCGUGAAGGAUGAAUAUUAUGAGAGUGGAUAUAGAGCACUUGGGUAGACUUGUGGAUGUGACUUCUAAAGAUUGAUGUAAGAUGGGAAGCCUCGUCUAGAGAUCGUCUAGAAGUUGAAAUGCGACAGGAAAGUGAGCCAAGUGUAAACGCAGUCGCGACUGAUACCGUAAGGAGGCGUUGUCAUGAUUCA